AUGGAUCCUGACCACCAGGGCAGGAAUCCUUUCAUUUCUCAGGAGACUGUAAAUCUUGUAGGAGUGAAAAUACUCAUAGCGUUCUGCUGCGUAGGUGCAAAACACUUUCCCAAAUCCUCAUCAAAUGAAUUUUUCGUCAAUAGCGAGGUCUCAUUCCUCUGGGUCAUGCAACCCGAUCUUGUCACCGGAGAGUCGGCGACUCUUUUGGCGGAAUUUCAGGAGAAGGCGGAGAGGAUUGUUUUCAUCUCGGGUUGGUGCCCGCAGGAGGAAGUUCUGAACCAUCCGGCGUUUGGAGGAUUUUUUACACAUUGCGGUUAG
This is a messenger RNA of Linum trigynum, 318 nucleotides long. Lineage: Eukaryota; Viridiplantae; Streptophyta; Magnoliopsida; Malpighiales; Linaceae. The record is from the annotation of a GenBank genome assembly.